Messenger RNA from Galeopterus variegatus (Sunda flying lemur), 3755 nucleotides. It is a transcript of the gene KPNB1, whose product is annotated as karyopherin (importin) beta 1. The coding region runs from base 68 to 2548 and encodes 826 amino acids. Gene Ontology annotation, cellular component: cytoplasm; nucleus. Gene Ontology annotation, molecular function: small GTPase binding; nuclear import signal receptor activity. Lineage: Eukaryota; Metazoa; Chordata; Mammalia; Dermoptera; Cynocephalidae. Gene Ontology annotation, biological process: protein import into nucleus. The record is from RefSeq and is a predicted model, not a curated record. The transcript is spliced from 20 exons.
UUCGAGCCGCCGCCCGAGAGCCCGGACCGCCGCCUUAGGAGGAGUCACCGCUGUCGCCACCUCCGCCAUGGAGCUGAUCACCAUCCUCGAGAAGACCGUGUCUCCGGAUCGGCUGGAACUGGAAGCGGCCCAGAAGUUCCUGGAGCGUGCAGCCGUGGAGAACCUGCCCACUUUCCUUGUGGAACUGUCCAGAGUGCUGGCAAAUCCAGGAAACAGUCAGGUUGCCAGAGUUGCAGCUGGUCUACAAAUCAAGAACUCUUUGACAUCUAAAGAUCCAGAUAUCAAGGCACAAUAUCAGCAGAGGUGGCUUGCUAUUGAUGCUAAUGCUCGACGGGAAGUCAAGAAUUAUGUUUUGCAGACUUUGGGCACAGAAACUUACCGGCCUAGUUCUGCCUCGCAGUGUGUGGCUGGUAUUGCUUGUGCAGAGAUCCCAGUAAACCAGUGGCCAGAACUCAUUCCUCAGCUGGUGGCCAAUGUCACAAACCCCAACAGCACAGAACAUAUGAAAGAAUCAACAUUGGAAGCUAUUGGUUACAUUUGCCAAGAUAUAGACCCAGAGCAGCUACAGGAUAAAUCCAAUGAGAUUCUGACUGCCAUAAUCCAGGGGAUGAGGAAAGAAGAGCCUAGUAAUAAUGUGAAGCUAGCUGCUACUAAUGCACUCCUGAACUCAUUAGAGUUCACCAAAGCAAACUUUGAUAAAGAGAUCACAAUUGAAGCAAUGAAAAGUGACAUUGAUGAGGUGGCCCUACAAGGGAUAGAAUUCUGGUCCAAUGUCUGUGAUGAAGAAAUGGAUUUGGCCAUUGAGGCUUCGGAGGCAGCUGAACAAGGACGGCCCCCUGAGCACACCAGCAAGUUUUAUGCCAAGGGAGCACUACAGUACCUGGUUCCAAUCCUCACACAGACACUAACUAAGCAGGAUGAAAAUGAUGAUGAUGAUGACUGGAACCCUUGCAAAGCAGCAGGGGUGUGCCUCAUGCUUCUGGCCACCUGCUGUGAAGAUGACAUUGUCCCACAUGUCCUCCCCUUCAUUAAAGAACACAUCAAGAACCCAGAUUGGCGGUACCGGGAUGCCGCCGUAAUGGCUUUUGGCUGUAUCUUGGAAGGACCAGAGCCCAAUCAGCUCAAACCACUGGUUAUACAGGCUAUGCCCACCCUAAUAGAACUGAUGAAGGACCCCAGUGUAGUUGUUCGAGAUACAACUGCAUGGACUGUGGGCAGAAUUUGUGAACUGCUCCCUGAAGCUGCCAUCAAUGACGUCUACUUGGCUCCCUUGCUGCAGUGUCUGAUUGAGGGCCUCAGUGCUGAACCCAGAGUGGCUUCAAAUGUGUGCUGGGCUUUCUCCAGUCUGGCUGAAGCUGCUUACGAAGCUGCGGACGUAGCUGAUGAUCAGGAAGAACCAGCUACCUAUUGCCUAUCUUCUUCAUUCGAACUCAUUGUUCAGAAACUUUUGGAGACUACAGACAGACCUGAUGGACACCAGAACAACCUGAGGAGUUCUGCAUAUGAGUCUCUAAUGGAAAUUGUGAAAAACAGUGCCAAGGAUUGUUACCCUGCAGUUCAGAAAACUACUUUGGUCAUCAUGGAACGACUUCAACAGGUGCUUCAGAUGGAGUCACAUAUCCAGAGCACAUCUGAUAGGAUCCAGUUCAAUGACCUUCAGUCUUUACUUUGUGCAACUCUUCAGAAUGUUCUCCGGAAAGUGCAACAUCAAGAUGCUUUGCAGAUUUCCGAUGUGGUCAUGGCUUCCCUGUUAAGGAUGUUCCAAAGCACAGCUGGGUCUGGGGGCGUGCAGGAGGAUGCCCUGAUGGCAGUUAGCACACUGGUGGAAGUUUUGGGUGGUGAAUUCCUCAAGUACAUGGAGGCCUUUAAACCCUUCCUGGGUAUUGGAUUGAAAAAUUAUGCUGAGUACCAGGUUUGUUUGGCAGCUGUGGGCUUAGUGGGAGAUUUAUGCCGUGCCCUGCAAUCCAACAUCAUACCUUUCUGUGAUGAGGUGAUGCAGCUGCUACUCGAGAACUUGGGGAACGAGAAUGUCCACAGGUCUGUGAAGCCACAGAUUCUGUCAGUGUUUGGUGAUAUUGCUCUUGCUAUUGGUGGAGAGUUUAAAAAAUACCUAGAAGUUGUAUUGAAUACUCUUCAGCAGGCCUCCCAAGCCCAAGUGGAUAAGUCAGACUAUGACAUGGUGGAUUAUCUGAAUGAGCUAAGGGAAGGCUGCUUGGAAGCCUAUACCGGAAUCGUCCAAGGACUGAAGGGAGAUCAGGAGAACGUACACCCGGAUGUGAUGCUGGUACAGCCCAGAGUAGAAUUUAUUCUGUCUUUCAUUGACCACAUUGCUGGAGAUGAAGAUCAUACAGAUGGAGUAGUAGCUUGUGCUGCUGGACUGAUAGGGGAUUUAUGUACAGCAUUUGGGAAGGAUGUACUGAAAUUAGUAGAAGCUAGGCCAAUGAUCCAUGAACUGUUAACUGAAGGACGGAGAUCAAAGACUAACAAAGCAAAAACCCUUGCUACGUGGGCAACAAAAGAACUGAGGAAACUGAAGAACCAAGCUUGAUCUGUUACCAUUGGGAUGAUAACCUGAGACCCCCACUGGAAAUCUCCAAUCUUUUGAAAAACCUGGAAGUGAGGAGUGUGCACGGAUGCUGAAUGUUUGGGAAUGAGAGGAUGAGUGAGUGAGGCUUGAAAACACACCACAUUGAAAAUCCUGCCACAGCAGCAGCCGCAGCCGCCAACAGCAGCGCUGUUAGUGAGCUAAGUAAGCACUGACUUCGUAGGAAACCAUAACAUCGGCCAUCUUGGAAAAGAGAGAAACGAUGGAUUUACUUGCUUUUAAAAAAAAAAAAAAAAAAAAAAAAAGCUGUCUCUUCCCAGGAGAGGCUAGACUAGCUUUUCUGUCUUUUGGCCGGUGCAGAGUGGAAUGACUGGUUUGGGAGAGGAGUAGGGACUGGGUUCAGCUGUGGUGCUUUGUUGUAAAAGGCAGCCUGGCCUUUGCUACUGAGGAGAAAGAUGCAGCCUGGGUCUCAAGCCCACCUUCGCUGUACCUUUGCCACAUGGCACUGUAUACGUGCUGGCUAGAAGGAGGGUGAGGGAUUCUUACAGUCUGAGAAUGAGUGCGUGUGAGUGAGGCGGUAUCCACAUUCUCAACUUCGAGUCAUUGCAGUUUCUUUUUCCCAGAAAACAAGGGGUUAGAUGUUGCAUUUCAUAAAACUAACCGAAGUUCUGUCUACUGAUGCAGCACAAGAGAUGUGUUUAAAAAAAAAAAAAAAAAAAAGGAAAGACGCUUUUUAGGUUUUGUUUUUUUGUUUUUGUAAUUAUCCUAGGGAAAACACUGACGAAUGGUCAGAGCUCCUAUUGUGAUCUUUUCAUCAAGGCGCCUUUCCUAAUAAUAUGGUUCAACUGUGAAUGUAGAAGUUGGGGGGGAGGGGGGAGACAGAAAACUCUGGAGUUAGAGGAUAUAGAAAAAUAAAAAGUACAAUUGUUACAAAUAAAGAAUGCAGACUUCAAAAACAAAAAAGCCACAGCCCCAACAAACCAAAAUUUAAAUGCUCAGAAUUGGCAGCACAAAAGAAAAGCUCUCUCCUGACUUGUAUUGUGGCCGUCUGAACGCCCCCAGAAAAUUGUGCCAAAGAGUUUAGAAAACAGAAAAAUAAAAGUAAAUACACACACACACACAACAGCAAACUUCAGGUAACUAUUUUGGAUUGCAAAUGAGGAUAAACUUAAUGUUCAAACAAUCUGAUAAAAUAACCAUUUGGAAACUG